This is a messenger RNA of Cotesia glomerata, 2706 nucleotides long. Its product is annotated as nibrin. Gene Ontology annotation, cellular component: Mre11 complex. The transcript has a single exon. Gene Ontology annotation, molecular function: protein binding; damaged DNA binding. Gene Ontology annotation, biological process: double-strand break repair via homologous recombination; mitotic G2 DNA damage checkpoint signaling. Bases 516 to 2597 code for a protein of 693 amino acids. Lineage: Eukaryota; Metazoa; Arthropoda; Insecta; Hymenoptera; Braconidae. The record is from RefSeq and is a predicted model, not a curated record.
AGUGGUGUUCCCCCUUAAUUCAUUGUCAUAAAAUUUUUAUGGUUUUUGUCAAAAGUUAUUAAAAUUGUAUACGGUUUUGACUUAAAUAUUGUGGUUUUCAUAUUACUAUUUUAAAAACAAACUUUUUGAAUGCACAAUAAAAGGAUAAACUAUAUGUUCAAAAAAAUAAAAAUUUAGAUUCUUUCAGAAUUUUAGAAUAAAAUUUGAUGUUAUAACAUAUAACAGAUAUAUCUGUCAAAAAAAAAGUCGAUAAUUAAGAAAAUAUUCUUAUUGACAAGUUUCAAGUUGGCACAUGCGCACGUAUUUAUUUAUCCACCCAUGAGUUCAUGAGUUUAUUUGUUAUUUUUGUAUAACCUUCAAAUAGUUCAUGUGUGUUAAACAUGCAAGAUGUAAACAUGUAAAAAGCAAAAAAAAAACAUCAAAACUUACUGAUUGGAAACUGAUUGCACAAAACAUACUGAUUGCAUAAAAAAGAAAAUAUUUUAGUUUAUUAUUGUGAGUAAAUAAUUGAAAAAAUGUGGUUAUUAAUUGAUAGCAGUGAAAAUAUAAAAGAAUUAAAAACCGGUGAUACCAUAAUAUUCGGACGUAGCAGUACAGAUAUUGUAUUGUCAAAUGAUGCUUCAAUAAGUCGUAAUCAUGCUAGGUUGGAAGUAUCUACCAUAAAUGGCAUUGAAAAAGUUAUUAUUAAAGAUUCAAAUUCAAAAUAUGGUACUUAUUUAUUAAAAAAUAAUGAGGACGGCAAACCGCUUAAAAUUACCAAUGAAGGCUAUGAAAUAAAAAAUGAUGAUAGAAUACGUUUUGGUUUACGCAAUCAUAUUUUUUCAUUAAUUUUUAAACCAAAGAUAAAAUAUCACGUAUUGAUUUCACGUGUUCAUGAAAAUGAUAAAAACAAUCUGCAAAAAAUAUUUGACAUAAUUGGCGGGAAAAUGUUGAACUCAUGGAGUGACAGUUGUACGCAUUUGACAACAACUAAAACAGGUAUUACAGAAAAAGUUGCUUGCGCAUUAGCAUCAGGGAUUCCGAUUGUCAAUAUUAAUUAUUGGAAUGAUGUAUUGAAAGCUCAGGAACAAAAAUCAACUGUCCCUGAUCCUACUAAAUACAUGCCGCCGCUGGAUAAUUCAUUUUUAGAUGACAAACAAGCAUCUCUGUCACCUAAUUCAUUGCGCAAGAAGAUUUUUGAUGGUCUUGUUUUUUAUCAUUUUGAAAAAAAACAGUGUGACUUGUAUUCGACUAUGAUCAGAUUGGCCGGUGGGCGAUCUCUCGAGUUUAAUAAAACAUGUAAAAUAAAAGAUUGUGUUAAGGAUAAUGUCAUCAUUGUUUUGCCACCAGAUGACAUUAAAACUCAGUCAUGGUCAUUAGAAAAUUUUCAGAAAAUUUCCAUGGAGUUGACGCUCUAUAAAUUACGAGCGAUUCCAUCAACAGAAAUAGCAUUGGCUAUUUUUUAUUGUUCAAUUGAAAAGUUUUGCAAUCCCAGAUUUAAAUAUAAAAAAUUAUUGAAAUCAACAAAGAUGUCAGCAGAGGAUCAGACUAAAUCUCCGAUUAUUGCAGAAGACUCUCAGGGCGUGGAUACUUCACCGAAUAUUUUAAAAAGUCAAAGAAUCAUUCCUGAAACUGUUCCACUAGAUUCUUCAGUAACUGAAAAUCCAGUUGGUAAAUCACAAAAACGGAAAUCGGAAGAUAACAUUGGUGCCAGUAAAAAAAUUCAAAAAAAAACUGAAGAACAUACAAAUUUAUUAGAAUUAUCUUCACGAAAAAUAAAAAAUACCGAACUAGAUAGUAAGAAGAAAAAUGAUAAAGUUAAUGACGAAAUUCAAGGUGAAAAUCAAAUUCAAGCUUCGAUUAAAGAAGAAAUUAUUUUUUCUGAUAAUGAUGAAAUGGUUGAGUUAGCACAAGUCCAAAAGUCUGUUCCUAAAAAUAAAGCCAACGAUUUACGUACACAAAGUAAGAAAAAUCUAAUGAAUAAUGAUAAUGAUCGAAUUCAAGAGUCGACGAUAAAUAAAAACUUAACAGUUAAUGGUAAAAUGAAUGAAAAAACAGAUGAUUCCACAGCAAAAUUACGUGAAAAUCUGGUUGAGACUUCAGCCAAAAAGAAACGUAAAGAUUGUGCUGAUGAUAUUCCAGUAAAUGAUGAUAAGAAAAAUAGCAGCUCUGCAUCAAAAAAAAUUAAAUUAAUCCAUAAUCGUGAAGAUAAUAAUAAAUCAGCAUGGAAUAUUUUAUUACGUCCUUCGCAAACUGAAAAUAAUUCACGUAACACCAGUAAGAAGAUUGUUAAUGAUAAAAAAAAUAUUUUGGAUGCAGAAGAAGUUCCAGAUAGCGACGAUGAUUCUGUACAAAACAUCAAAACACCUUUAAAGAAUUUUGAUGACAAAAAUACUAAACAAAAAGAAACACGUGGAAGUUGGACCAAUGAACAAAAAAACGGUAAAGAAAAGAGAAAUGAUGUUAGCAUGAAAUCUAGUUUGGUGGAAUUCAUUUUCAUCAAGUUAAGAGAUACUCCAAGUAAGCCAAAAGUGAAUUCCUGUAGAAGAAAUCAAUAUCGCAUACCAAAAACAAGAUUAAGGCGUGAAGAUAUGUACAUGUGGGAGCAAGCAAAAUAAUUACUCAAGUACUAUCAAGAUUAUGCAGAUUUUAAUAUAAUUAUUUAACAUUAUUAAUGUGGAUUGUAACACAGGGUUGAAUUAUUAAAAAUUUUUGUUUACCUUUUAA